This is a messenger RNA of Clonostachys rhizophaga, 1461 nucleotides long. Lineage: Eukaryota; Fungi; Ascomycota; Sordariomycetes; Hypocreales; Bionectriaceae. The record is from the annotation of a GenBank genome assembly.
AUGUUUGGCGGAAACCAACGAUGCUUGACGGCGGCCCUUAUGUUUCACCUCGCAGUCACUGCUCAGUCUUACUCGUAUCAAGCUGUAAAGGACAUAUGUGCCGCCUUGGAAACCGACUUCUCAGCUCUAACCCUGUUCCCGGGCGAGUCUUUAUACAACUACAUCAAUGAAGUGCCGAGGAAUGGCUUGGCCCGGCGUGCAUCUGCCCCCACCAGCUCCGAACACAUGGCACAUGCUGUGGCGCAGCUCAAAGAUUCAGAUGCUCCCUUUGCCGUUCGCGGUGGUGGAUGGAUGCCGGUCCCAGGCGCGGCAAACAUCGACUCGACCGGCAUUCUCCUGGCAACAACGAAUCUGACGGGCUUGCAACUGUCGUCGGACCUUUCAACAGUCUCAGUCGCCUCCGGCCAUGACUGGGCAGAGGUUGUCGACUACCUAUCGCCGCACGACCUGGUCGUGGUCGGCAGCCGCAUUGGAGUCGUCGGAGUUCCUGGGUUCUUGUUGGGCGGAGGCAUGUCAUUCUUGAGCAACCAAUACGGAUGGGCCUCAGUGAAUGUUGUCGGGUACGAGGCGGUCCUAGCAUGCGGAUCAAUCGUCUUCGCAACGGCAGACAAUGAGUAUUCUGACCUCUUUUGGGCCCUUCGAGGCGGCGGCAACAACUUUGCGAUCGUCACCAAAUUCGAGCUUAAAACCUUCAACAUACCAUCUGUUGCCGUCGGCCAAGUUGCAUACGGCUCAGGGCAGCGGGACUCUUUUAUCAAAAACCUCUACGACUUCAGCCAGACUGGCGUUUUGGACGAGCGUGCCUUUGUCCUCCCGACCAUAUCCUUCGUCCCAGCAGCCAGCCCAAAUAUCACCUACUCUGCCAUCCUGUUCUACAACGGCAACAACACCUCUCCGUCUGCGCUGAAGAGCUUUCUCCCUCCAGUCGCAAGCCCACGAAGCCGCACUUUCUCCGUGCGCACCAUGGCCAACUGGACUGCGGAGGCCGGUGAGGGCUUCGACAAAGUGCACGGUCAGAACUUCCGCUUCCUCGGCUUUUCGAUGCUCGCGGAUCUGGACGCCAUGUACGCAGAGAGCGGGCCUGCCAUCGAGGGUUUCAUCUCCACGCUGGCAAUGAACGCCGUCUCCAAGUCGUACAUCACCAACAACCGCAGCGCGGACCCCGCGGACGACCCCAUGGGCAUCGACGCGGACAAGGCGCCGUAUUUCCUCUGCGAGGAAACCUUUUCAAGAACAACACCGGACGCAUUGCAGCUCAUGGCGGACAUCAAUGAGGAGCUACGAGCCAAGCUGGGGGAGACUAUUGUCCCGUUCCUAUAUCUCAAUAAUGCGGGUGGCGGACAGGACGUGUUUCGGGGAUACCAUCCGGCGAACACCGCUAGGAUGAGAGCAAUCAGGGACAAGUACGAUGAGUCUGGACUUCUGACAAAUCAGCUCAUUGGGGGUUUCAAACUGGGCUAA